Messenger RNA from Dibothriocephalus latus, 603 nucleotides. Lineage: Eukaryota; Metazoa; Platyhelminthes; Cestoda; Diphyllobothriidea; Diphyllobothriidae. The record is from the annotation of a GenBank genome assembly.
AUCGCCAUGCGGAAAUAUCUUCUGAAGCUCCUCGCUCUCUUCUUGUGUUGGUGGCGUUGGUGGAAAUAUUAUGAUAGCAAUUUGACAGAGUGUUACAGUCUCAAUGCUAUGGGCUCGAAAACGGCCUACGUGAAUAAUGGUCUAGCAUCAUCUCGAGAGCCUUACAAAACUGAUCGCCUUGCGCAUGUGAAUAUGCUGUUUCGGCACGGAACCAGAUCACCAGACGACAAGUUUAUAAAACAGAUGGAGAAGUUGGCAGAACGCUUUAAGUCUCGCAAAGAAUUAUCUGAUUUUAAAUUCACCUUCAACUGCCGCGGUUCGGAAUCAAAGCAACUAUUGCCAACUGGUGUACGGGAAUUGGAAGAUCUUGGACUCCGUUGGCGCGACCGUAUCCCUGAAAGUUUUCACCAACCGUCCGACGUGGAGGUCUAUGUUAGUCCCACACCGCGAACUCGUGACAGUGCAAGGGCUUUCAUCAGCAAAGUACGCGAUCUCCAUUUUGCAGCCUUACUAUUUAUGUAUUUAAAUAUUAAGCUAGGUUCCUCUUCCUUCAAGCCUUACCGCGAGGCAUGUAAUAUCCCAGUCAAGGUCUGUGCCGCCUGA